AAAAUUCACAGCAAGGUGUAAUCUGAAUUUGACCCUAACGUGGCCCAUGUGGUAAAUAUUGUAUAUGGCCAAAAUAGUGCCAACCAAAUGUGGGCCACCUUUGGCAAAAAUGUGCCACAAUUGACAAAGGCUAAUCAGGGUGUAAACCAAAUGUGGUUAGGCCUGUCGCGAUAGUCGAUAAAUCGAUUAAUCGCACGAUAAAAAAAAAUGACCUCGAUAAUUUUUCCGGCCGCAAUAAUUUCAUUUGCAUACUUGUUUGUUAUCCGCGACUGAAUGACAACUCUUGUUUCCUUAGCAUAGGAGAAGCGAACCCUCUUGUCAGUUGUAUUGUCUUUUGUGUGGGGAGGCAGCGCUUGUCAGUCACAUGAACUUUGUGUGGGAAGGCGGGAGUGCUUGAGGCGACUGCAGAGAAGAGCAAAAAGAUGAGACGCAAGUUGUGACAUGGAAUUGGUUUCAAAGCCAAACGCGACAGCUGCCAUGUGGGAGCACUUCGGAUUCAAACCGAAUGACCGUGGUGUACCACUUAACCUAAGCGAGCCGGUAUGUCGCAUUUGUUGUAAAACAGUAUCGACUAAAACCGGUAACACAACAAACAUGCACAUGCACCUAAAACACAAUCAUCCGUUGCAGUUUUCCCAGAUGGGAAAAAAAAAGCUACAACAGACGGGCCGUCUGGGAAUGCAUGUUGAGCCUAUUGUUUAAUAUUUUUUGAAGUGCAAUUUUGUUUACAUCCAUUUUAUUUAUUGUUUUUGGUAUUUAUUCAAGUGCAUUUUUUGUUAACAGAGACUGAGAGUCCAUUGCUUUUAUUGUUUUUGGUUGUUUUGUUCAUUGUUAUUGUGGAUAUUUAAAAUGUUUUCCAUUUUCAGUGUUAAAUAGUCUAAAAAUAAACGUUUUUGAAUUUUGAAAGGCGUAAGUGCAUUAUUAUGCCAUUAUCAUUAUUCUAGAUGAAAAUGGUCUCAGAUCGACAAUAUUAUCGUUUAUCGCGAUAAUUUCUUGGACAAUUUAUCGUCCAGCAAAAUUUGUUAUCGUGACAGGCCUAAAUGUGGUCCACAAUCCCCAAUUAUAUAUAAAAUAAAUCUGGGACGGUUUUGGCAACGAUACGGCUGCGUAAGCACUGGCAAAUGUGGGCGUGAGCCUAAAGUGGCCCACAUAUAAAAAGACAAAUAUUGCCCAAAUAAUUAAUAACAAUUUGGGCCACUUUUGGCAAAUAUAUGGCACAGUCAGCAUUGGCUCAUUAGUGUAUAAGACUAAUUGUCCCACAUUUGACAUAGCAAAUAUGCCCCAUAUAUCACAAAACAGAUGAGGGCCACAUCUGGUUUGGAUGUAGCACUUGAUACUGGCUAAUAGAAAUGUAUCUUUAAAAGCUAUCUUUGUAAAUAUGGCCUAAAAAUUUUAUAGAAUUUGGCUACUUUUAGUAGGAUGCAACACAGUUAACUAAUGCAAGCUGAUCAGGAAAUGAGUCUUAAGAAGGCUACAUAACCACCAAUUUAUUAUCAUUAUUGUAAUGUAUGUGUACUGUGCAGCACAGAAAGAGAAGUGCACUAUAAUGAUAGAUGAAACAGAUUUACUGUAUAUGUAGAGUCUGAGUGAGAAACUUGUAAAGAACUGUUUUUGAAGUCAGAGACAUUUGAAUUGCUGCUUGUGCAAAACAUUGGUCUGGAUGACUUUACCAAAUUAUUUGAACCUUUAAGAAGGACAUUUUUAAAUUUCCCUUCAAAAUAUGUAGAGUAUUUUUGAUGCAUAACUCACUUAAGGCUUAGUGUGGCCCAGAUCAUAUAUAUAUUUAUGCUUUAUUUGGUUCAUUAUUAGCUAAAAUGUGGCUGCGCAGUGGCCUGCUUGUGGACCACUGCUAGAAUGCCACCAUUCCAUGCAGCAUGUGGACCACAUGAGGGGAAGAACAGGGUUAGAAUAAAAAUCAACUGUGGCCCACAUUAGAGCUAGUUUUGGUUAAUUUGGUUGAUUUACAAGUAGUAAUGCUAAGGCUUACUUGAUGCCCAUAUCCAGGACUGCCCAAAUGCUGUUAUUUCACGUGGUAUGUGGGCCAGAACAAGGUGUUUGGAUCUGGGCCAGAAUUAAAAUCAGUGUUGCCUAGACUGUAAAAUACUGUGCAAUCACUUCAGACAUAGCACAGUGCUCAUUUAGUAAAUGCACAGCUAAACAGAUGUGUUUUAAGUCUAGAUUGAAAUAUGACUACUGAUUUAGCCCAUCUGAUGCUUCUGAAAGCUGAUUCCAACUGCUGGCAGCAUAAUAUCUACAACCAGAUUCCUUUUGUUUGAAGUGAACCCUUGGUCUUUCUAACUUACUUGAUCCUAAUGAUCUGUGUGGUCCGUUAGGCUUAUAUUUAGUGAGCAUAUCUACGAUGUAUUUAGAUCCUAGGCCAUUUAGUGAUUUAUAAACAAGUAAUAAUAUUUUAAAAUCCUUCAAUCCUAAAUGUAACUGGAAGGCAGUGUAAGGAUCUGAGGACUGCUGUAAUAUGCUCAGAUUUUCUGGCUGUAGUCAGAAUUCUGGCAGCAGUGUUCUGGAUGAGCUGCAGCUGUCUAAGAUGAUAGUGUGCUGAUUUAUUUACUGCUUUGACAUGACUACUGAAACAAAGGUCUGACUCCAGAAUCACACCAUGAUUCUUGAUUUGAUUUUUAGUUGUUUGACCCCUAGAGUCAAGGUAUGCAUUCACCUUAAAAACUUCUUUGUUUCCAAAUGCAGUUAUCCAUGUUUGACGGAAUAAAGUUUGGGCACAUUCAACUGUUAAUUUCAUAAAUGCAUUGGCAGAGGGAGUCAAUGGGGCUGUAGUCAUUUGGCGAUAAGGCUAGAUAAAUCUGGUUGCAAACUGCAAAACUGCUGCAUUUUCAAGAAUAACUUCUGACAGUACUGCACAAGCUAGGAGCACUAUCGAGAAGCUGUGUGCAAAAGGUCUUAAGUCUAAAAGGGGGUAGAGUGAAAAGAAUAGUGUGUCACGAGAGAGAGAAGAAGAGUGAAACAGAUAGAGAUGUGCAGAGAGGUGGAUAUAAAAAGAGGAGAAAGAGAGGGAGAAGAGACAAGUGGAACGGAGAACAUUGGUGUAGUGGAAAGAGCAAGAGGAGAAACUGUACAAAGACCUGGACAGAGAAGAAGUGUAGAGCGAGGUGGACCAAUAUAGAGAAGGUAAAGACAAUUUUUUAAUGAAAUCAAAGUUACUCUAAUAGACUAUGUAAGAAAUCAUGACUUAUUUUUAGAUGCUUGGGAACAGAUCUAAAGUUUCCAGAAGAGUCUUUAAAAGAGUUUGUCAAAACAAUUCUAUAUUUAUGAAUAUUGUGCUAUGAUUUUUGAUUUGUAGUCCUCCUGGGACAGCUUCUGUUCUUUACAUGUAAAUGUCCAAACAUUAUUCAUAAUUGAAGUUUGAGAACACUCAGGUUGACAUGAAUGGAACAAGAGCAUUAUUGAUAUGAUGAUCCAGAACAACAUCACCAGCCACAAAGGAAGAGAUCUGUGGAGAUGAUGAGAGGAGCUUGUCAAGCACGGAUUCAGCCUUUUCACAUAUUUAUUUCCUUUAUGAUGUCAACACAGUAUGUAUGUAGUGUGGAUAAAAUGCAGAUGAAAUUCUCUUCCAGAUGUAAAUGAAAGGCAGGAUCAAUAAUUCAGUGUAAUUCAUGUACGACAGCAAAUAAUCACACACACGUAAAUGUAUAUAUGUAUGUGUAUGGAUAUACACUGAUUAGGCUUAACAUGGCCACCUUCCUAAUAUUGUGUUGGUCCCCCUUUUGCUGCCAAAACAGCCCCGACCCAUUGAGGUAUGGACUCCAAAGGACCCCUGAAGGUGUGCUGUGAUAUCUGGCACCAAGAUGUUAGCAGCAGAUCCUUUAAGUCCUGUAAGUUGUGAGGAGGGGCCUCCAUGGAUUGGACUUGUUUGUUCAGCACAUCCCACAAAUGCUUGAUUGGAUUAAGAUCUGGGGAACUAUGGCAGGUAUCACAUCAGAGGCAGCAUGAUCGAGAGUCAUAAAUAUCAGACAUGUUUGAUGUUUAUGAUUUGGGCUCUGACGUGAUCAGGGACAGUAAAUUAAUCAUAAUGACAACACACAAUUGAGGAUUUUUUUUUUUUUUUGACAAAAAGUCAUUUGCGACAAGCCUUGAAUCAGGCUAUUUCCACCGAUUGCUUAGGGGUGCAAAUUUUUUGUGACCAGUUGUUUUUAUUGAAUAAUCAGUUCAAUAUAAGAAGGAACAACAAACACACUAAUAUGAUGUGGACUGUUGUUGUAUGUUUUUGUAGAUUGUCUGGCUGUAUGGUGACAGAGAAAGGCUGUCAUUAUGUGUCUUCAGCUCUGAGUUCAAACGCCUCACACCUGAGAGAGCUGGAUCUGAGCUACAAUCACCCGGGAGAUUCAGGAGUCAAGCUGCUUUCUAAACAACUGAAGGAUCCAAACUGUAAACUCAAUGUGGAUCAUGGAGGAGAAUCCAGGAUUACAGCAGGACUGAAGAAAUAUGCCUGUUUUCUCACACUGGAUCCAAACACAGCAAACAAACAACUCAGACUGUCUGAGGAGAACAGAAAGGUGACACGUGUGUUUGAGAUACAGUCGUGUCCUGAUCAUCCAGACAGAUUUGAUGAUGAGUAUCAGGUGUUGUGUAGAGAGAGUGUGUGUGGACGCUGUUACUGGGAGAUUGAGUGGAGUGGACGUGUGUUUGUAUCAGUGUCAUAUAAGAGCAUCUGCAGGAAGGGACGGGGUGAUGAGUGUUUGUUUGGAUAUAAUGAUCAGUCCUGGAGUUUGAUCUGCACUCCUGACAGAUACUCAUUCAUACACAAUGACAUACUGACUGUUCUCCCUGUGAAUCCUAUCAUCAGUCGUAGAGUAGGAGUGUCUGAUGAUGUUGAUAAUAUCUAUAGAAUAAGAGUGUAUGUGGAUGAGAGUGCAGGAACUCUGUCCUUCUACAGCGUCUCCAGAAACACAAUGAGUCUCAUCCACACAGAACAGACCACAUUCACUCAGCCGCUCUAUCCUGGGUUUCAUGUUUUUUUUAUCUUGGAUCAUCAGUGACACUGUGCUGAUGAAUGAGAAUAGACUGAUGAGAGAUUCUACCCAUAAUGCUUUGAGCUGCUGAUGAAUCAGUAAGAGUGAGAUGUUCUGGAGUCUCUUCAUGACAUUAAUACUGCAGCUCAACUUCUGUCACUCAAAUAACAGUCAAUAAAUAUGUGUCAGAAAUCCUCAUAUAGACAGUAAGAUCAGUGUGUGUGAGUCUAGAUUUGUGUUUUUAUUGUCGUGUCUCAUCACUCAUUUAUUUUAUUAGUGUUAAAAAUGUCAAAAUGUCACAAUCUUGACGAAGAUCAUGCCAUUCAUUUCUGUUGUUUUUGUACAGAAAUAAUAAAAGUGACGAAUAAACUUGAGAUCAGAUUGUAACUGAUGUUUGUAUCAUGAAUGUAACUGAUUCCUCACAAGACUGAAAUGAGUUUCUGACAUAAAAUAUCACAUUAAUCACAGCAUUUAACAAAAUAUAUUAUUGUAACUACAGUAAAGCUGUACUAAAUUAUGGGAUCUCUUUAAAUAAAAAAAGCUGUCAAAAUAUAUUUUAAAAUACACUGUAAAAAAUGAAAAGUUAACUCAGCUUAAAAUUUCAAGUCAACUUGCUGCACAGCUUUUUUGAGUUUACUCGGUGACUUGGGUUAAUUGAACAACUUGGUCCAAAUGUGUCUCAAUAAAUAAUGGUCUGUUAACUUUUUUUCUG
Molecule: messenger RNA, 5691 nt
Organism: Labeo rohita (rohu)
Lineage: Eukaryota; Metazoa; Chordata; Actinopteri; Cypriniformes; Cyprinidae
Product: stonustoxin subunit beta-like
Exons: 3
Coding region: 4209-5006 (265 amino acids)
Molecular function (GO): protein binding
Source: RefSeq, a predicted model, not a curated record